This is a messenger RNA of Gossypium arboreum, 730 nucleotides long. Its product is annotated as 40S ribosomal protein S24-1-like. Gene Ontology annotation, cellular component: ribosome. The transcript is spliced from 5 exons. The coding region runs from base 69 to 473 and encodes 134 amino acids. Gene Ontology annotation, biological process: translation. Lineage: Eukaryota; Viridiplantae; Streptophyta; Magnoliopsida; Malvales; Malvaceae. The record is from RefSeq and is a predicted model, not a curated record. Gene Ontology annotation, molecular function: structural constituent of ribosome.
GCUGCUGAUUUUAAAGCUGCACCCGAAACCAAAAGAGGAAAGGAAAAAGGAGGAUUUUUUGUUUUGCGAUGGCGGACAAGGCGGUGACGAUCAGGACAAGGAAGUUCAUGACCAACAGGCUACUUUCCAGGAAACAAUUUGUCAUUGAUGUUUUGCAUCCAGGGAGGCCCAAUGUUGCCAAGGCGGAGCUGAAGGAGAAGCUUUCUAGGAUGUAUGAGGUGAAGGACCCAAAUUCGAUCUUUGUGUUCAAGUUCAGGACUCAUUUUGGAGGUGGCAAAUCUACUGGAUUUGGUUUGAUUUAUGAUUCUGUUGAGAGCGCAAAGAAGUACGAGCCCAAAUACCGGCUGAUCAGGAACGGACUCGAUAAGAAGGUGGAGAAAUCAAGGAAGCAAAUGAAGGAACGGAAGAACAGGGCUAAGAAGGUCCGGGGAGUAAAGAAGACCAAGGCCAGUGAAUCAGCGAAGAAGAAGUGAGGUAAGAAGCCCGGAAUGGAAAAAGGUGAGGAUCGCGCUUAUCUUAAAGCCGAUGUUUCUCGAGAGUGAUGCAUAAGUAGUCCGAAGUUUUUAGGUGUUCUUGAACCUAUAUUUUUGGAAACUGAGUUUGGUGUUAUUUUAUUAUUUAGUUAUACGCUACUUAUAGUAUCUGAUUAUCCUAUUUUGAAAUAUUUUAGUGUUAUGCAGUUUUAUUUCCAAUAAUAUAAAAAUAAAUAAUUUAUUAUGAUUUUAUUAAA